Teleopsis dalmanni is the source of this 1537-nucleotide messenger RNA. RefSeq names its product myb-like protein AA (gene crc). Bases 278 to 1522 code for a protein of 414 amino acids. The transcript has 5 exons. The record is from RefSeq and is a predicted model, not a curated record. Gene Ontology annotation, biological process: regulation of transcription by RNA polymerase II. Gene Ontology annotation, cellular component: nucleus. NCBI's taxonomy places the organism in Eukaryota, Metazoa, Arthropoda, Insecta, Diptera, Diopsidae. Gene Ontology annotation, molecular function: RNA polymerase II transcription regulatory region sequence-specific DNA binding; DNA-binding transcription activator activity, RNA polymerase II-specific.
AGCGAAAUUAGUAAUCAGUAUCGUUUUACCAAUGAAACGAAAGAAGAAUAAAAUAUUGUACAGUGAAUUUCUUGCAUUUAUUUUGAGGUGAAAAUGGAUAUUUAGUGUGUUUGCACAAGCAAAACAAAGCACCCUGCGUGCCACAAAGUCUUCUCAGUCAAAAUGAUUUCUAAACUAAUAGCCACCAUGGCUUCCCCACAAUUAAAAAACGCGUUCUUAGGACAAGACUCCUCAAUAAUACAGAGUAUACCAUCAUCAUCAUAUUUUAUAUCGGAUUAUGAAUAUGAAACCAAUAUUAACAACAUCUUUGAACUAUACAACGAUGGAGUCACUUUCAUUACCCCAGGAUUUGUAUUGGGACGGCAAAAUGGAGCCAAUAUCGCCGCCGUCCAGCGAGCUAUUUUUGAUUAAUGAUUCCAACAUUGAUUGGUUCUAUGACGAUAACUUUGCAUCUGAAUUAACUUUACUCUCUGAUGAUACUGCUUUGGAAUUCAAAAUUGGUAUGGAUUCUUCGGAAGAGCUAUUCAGUAGUGACGAUGAUCUUGUUAUUCAUCCAUGCGAACCGAAAGAAGAGCAUUGGAAUGAUAUCAAACCUUCGUCUCAGCUUUUGGAUUUUCCAAUUGGAACUAUUAUUUCUCAUCCGAAUACAUUAACAAAAGUUCAAAACGCUAUUGAUGUUGAAACUUUUGGGUCAACCAAUUUUGAUACUGCGGUACUUACGCAAUUAACACCACCACAUUCUCCACCACAAACAGCCGCUUCAUCAGCCUUUCCAAAUGCAUCAAUUGAAACAUCUACCAAUGUUAAUGAUGCUCCGUUCCAAGUUUCAUCUACUCCUCCGUUAGCUUCACCAGUUCAAAUUGUAACCAACGAUAAGUUUGGAUCAUCGGCAGUUCAACCAACAUUUUUAAAUUUUAAUAAUUGGCAACAACAACAACAACAGCAGCAGCAACAACAACAACAACAACAACAACAGCAAGAACAACAGCAACAACAAAAUCAACAUAGUACAGUUGGUGCGCUCAAUAAUGAAUUCAAUGUUGAUAUUGCACGUGAAAUGCAAAUUGUCGAUGAAAUCGUUAAUAAGCGUGUCAAGGAACUAUUUGACUCUAACAAUGACGACUGCGAAUCUAUGUCUUCAUAUUCUGCACCAUCACAAAUUGAAUCUAGUACGGACGAAGAAUGGAUGCCAUGUUCUUCAUAUUCUUCGGCAGGUUCGUCACCAGCUCACAAUGGAUGUGAAGAGUCCAGUUUAAAGGCCACUGCUACUAAUGGCUCAAAGAAGCGUACUCGUCCAUAUGGUCGUGGAAUCGAAGAUCGUAAAUUACGUAAAAAGGAACAAAACAAAAACGCCGCUACUCGUUAUCGCCAGAAGAAGAAGCUCGAAAUGGAAAAUGUGCUUAGCGAAGAACAACAGCUAACCCAGCGCAAUGACGAAUUGAAACGUAUUUUGAGCGAUCGCAAACGUGAAGAAAAAUAUUUAAAGACGCUUAUACGUGAAUUCUAUGCCAAAAAACAGUGAAAAGCACCUGGCGAA